Trichoderma virens Gv29-8 is the source of this 2088-nucleotide messenger RNA. RefSeq lists its product as uncharacterized. NCBI's taxonomy places the organism in Eukaryota, Fungi, Ascomycota, Sordariomycetes, Hypocreales, Hypocreaceae. Gene Ontology annotation, biological process: galactose metabolic process. The transcript has 5 exons. Gene Ontology annotation, molecular function: nucleic acid binding. Bases 1 to 2088 code for a protein of 695 amino acids. The record is from RefSeq and is a predicted model, not a curated record.
AUGGACAAGGUUGUAGUGUCUUUGGAUGGCCUCAAUCUUGAGUCAAAUGUCCCAAGCCUGGUGGUUGAUGGUAGCAACUCAUCUGCCGCCGCCCGAUCGCAGGCAGUCUUCAGCCGGGCUAGCGGCUCAGACGAUUCUCAAAAGGCUGAUUCCAGCUCAGAACUGGGCACCAAGCCUCCAAGUCUAGAUGGGAAAAGCAUAACUUCCGGCACUACUUUUGCACUUGACGAGAAAGAAUCUCUCCGUCCAGAUGACAGCGCUAGUGUUAAGGCUGCUGCAGAGGAUGACGAUUCUUUCUCGAUCCGGGGAUCUCUGAUUGCUGGCUCUCGGAUGAGUUCAGAUUUUGCCGCUAGAGCGAGGGGCAUUCAGCUGGGAGAUAUGCCAGAUCGGCGAUUGGCACAGCCAGUGGCCGGAGCUCACGGACAUGGCAUCCUUACACCCCAGAGCACAUCGUCUGAGCAACCUUCACAGAACCCAUUGAGAAGUGCAAGCGGCUCAUCAGAUGCCUUGAAUGUUAUUUACAGACAAGCUCCCGAUGAUAAACUCCUCGAAGCUUUGGCGGCUCCUAGAGACCGACUUUUCCUUCUAAGGUUGGAGAAAGAUGUUAUUGACUUUGUCCAAGAUUCCAAGCAACCAUACAUGGACCUUCCUCCAUCGAACUCGUUUUGUAGAAUGUUGACCCAUAAACUGGCUGACUACUACCACAUGACGCAUUCUUAUGAGCCCCAUAUUGGCUCUGUUCGUAUCUUCAGGACACCCUUUUGUCGAGUGCCACCCUCUCUAGCAACAAUGAUACCUCAAACAACUGUUUCGACUAGCAGCACCCCUCCGCCGGCAGUUCUCCCAAGGAAGAUUAUGCGUCGUGGACAAGACGAAGAGGGAGGUGGUGCCAGUGCUGGGGCUUCCAAGCCUACAUCUGAGAAUGGAAGCGAUUCCAAAGACAAACAGCCGCUAGCCAGUCAAAAGUUGUCCCGAGAAGAACGAGAAGAGAUGUACAAGCUGGCUAGACAGCGAAUUUUUGGAAGCUCUGAAGAUACUACAUCUGAGAUUGAAGGCGAAUAUGGCAUAUCCCGGACAAGCUCAGUCUCUGCCAACAACAGAUCAUCUACUAGCAAAAAAGCAAAGCCACCCAAACAGCGGCGUGACGAUACCGACGGUUUCGACUCCAGACGCCAGUACACGCCUUAUUGGGGGCCCCAACAGCAAACGUGGGUGUCUCAGCCACCUAGCCAGUUCAUCCCCCCGGCGAAUGGGCAGUUCACUCCGCAACCUGUUCCAUCUUACCCUGCUCAGGUGGCACCUAUGUAUGGUCAGCAACCUGGAUAUCCCGCUGUGCAAGGAAUGGUGUCGAAUCCAGGUCCUCCUUAUCCAACCCCACCUCAGCCCGUACAGCAACGAUACCCCCCGAAUGGGAGCCCAAUGACAGCUUACGGCUCGCCGAUUCUACCUGGCGCCCCUCCGCCAAACUGGCAAUCCGGUUUCAGUCCCGCUCCUUACCCGCCCCGAGGCCCUACUCCCAGCGGCCCUCAUUCACAGAGCGGUAUUCCGUACGCAUUUGGGCAACUACCUGCGAAUUCCAACCCUCACGACCCGAAGAGUCAGCAUCCAAUUCCAGGAAGCUAUAAUAGGAACCAUGCUUUCAACCCCAAGACUCAAUCUUUUGUGCCGGGAUCGAACGGCAUGCCACCGCCGAUGCAGCCGCUCCACCCGCCCUUCACGGCGCCGGGCUCUCACCACAGCAGCCCGCAGAUUGGGACUCCCCAUCUGGCCUAUGGUGGAUAUCCAUCGGUCAUGCCCCCUCAUCCGUAUGCCGGUGGAUACAACAUGGCUCGACAGGGAUCGAACAAUUCCAUUGCCGCAUACCACACUCCGCCCCCUCUUGUCGCGCCGCCCCACGUUCAGCACAUGCCGACAAUGCAAAGCCUGCAACAUAUACCACCACCCCAGCAUUUACCCCAGAGCCAGCAGGCUCAUGCUCUGGGACGAGCAAACAUACCCCAGGGACCGAAUCAAAUGUUUAGUAGUAGUCAUUUACCCACGUACGGUAAUCCUGCCUCGUUGCCGCAGAAGCCGGCCACUGGAAUUUAA